AUGGUGCUGCGGGGCGGCGGCAGCGGCGAGCCCCAGGGGACCGCAGCGUCUGGUCGGGACGAUGGCCCCGCGCUGUCCGCUCUCAAGCGCCUGGAGCGGUCGCAGCGCACGGACCAGCUGGAUGCGCUGUUCGGCUUUGAGCGGCCGGCGGAGCCCUGCGAGCGAACCGGCUGGCUCAUCAACAUGCACCCGACGGAGGUGCUGGACGAGGACCACCGGCCGGUGAGCGCUGUGGACUACUACUUCAUCCAGGAGGAUGGGAGCCGCUUCAAGGUGGCCCUGCCCUACAAGCCCUACUUCUACAUUGCCACCCAGAAGGGCUGUGAGCGAGAAGUGUCCUCCUUCCUCUCCAAGAAGUUCCAAGGGAGGAUUGCAAAGCUGGAAACGAUCCCCAAAGAAGACUUGGACCUGCCGAACCACUUGGUGGGCCUGAAGAGGAACUACAUCAAGCUGUCCUUCAGCACCGUGGACGACCUGGUGAGGGUGAGGAAGGAGAUCUCCCCUGCCGUGAGGAAGAACAGAGAGCGCGAGCAGGCCAACGACGUCUACACAGCCAUGCUCUGCAGCGCUCUGAGUGGAGGCAUCCUCAGCACUGAGGAGGAGGAGGGAGGCUGCAGGAAGGUUGCCAGCCAGCUGGACAACAUCGUGGACAUGCGGGAGUAUGACGUGCCCUACCACGUGCGGCUCUCCAUCGACCUGAAGAUCCACGUGGCACACUGGUACACCGUGAGGUACCGAGGCAGCUCCUACCCCCCCGAGAUCAGCCGCAGGGACGAGCUGGUGGAGCGGCCGGAUCCUGUGGUUCUUGCCUUUGACAUUGAAACUACCAAGCUGCCUUUGAAGUUUCCUGAUGCAGAGACAGACCAGAUCAUGAUGAUCUCCUACAUGAUUGAUGGGCAGGGCUACCUGAUCACAAACAGGGAGAUUGUCUCUGAGGACAUUGAAGACUUUGAGUUCACUCCCAAGCCAGAGUAUGAGGGCCCCUUCUGUGUCUUCAACGAGCCAGAUGAAGCUCAUUUAAUCCAGAGGUGGUUUGAGCAUGUCCAGGAGACCAAGCCCACCAUCAUUGUCACAUACAAUGGAGACUUCUUUGACUGGCCCUUUGUGGAAGCAAGAGCAGCAGCUCAUGGGAUGAACAUGUACCAGGAAAUUGGAUUCCAGAAGGACAGCCAGGGGGAGUACAAAGCCUCCCAGUGCAUCCACAUGGACUGCCUGAGGUGGGUGAAGAGAGACAGCUACCUCCCAGUGGGAAGUCACAACCUGAAGGCAGCAGCUAAAGCCAAGCUGGGUUAUGAUCCAGUGGAGCUGGACCCUGAAGAGAUGUGCAGGAUGGCCACAGAGCAGCCCCAGACCCUGGCCACCUACUCGGUGUCGGACGCCGUCGCCACCUACUACCUGUACAUGAAGUAUGUGCACCCCUUCAUCUUCGCCCUCUGCACCAUCAUCCCCAUGGAGCCUGAUGAGGUGCUCCGGAAGGGCUCCGGGACGCUGUGUGAGGCUCUGCUGAUGGUCCAGGCCUACCAUGCCAACAUCAUCUUCCCCAACAAGCAGGAGCAGGAGUUCAACAAGCUGACAGGAGAUGGCCACCUGCUGGACUCAGAGACCUACGUGGGAGGCCACGUGGAGGCCCUGGAGUCUGGGGUCUUCCGCAGCGACAUCCCCUGCCGCUUCAAGAUGAAUCCUGCUGCCUUCGACUUCCUGGAGCAGCAGGUGGAGAAGACUCUGCGCCACGCCAUCGAGGAGGAGGAGGGGCUGCCCCUGGACCAGGUCACCAACUUCCAGGAGGUCUGUGAGGAAAUCAAAGGCAAACUGAACUCCCUGAAGGAUGUUCCCAACAGAAUUGAGUGUCCCCUUAUCUACCAUCUGGAUGUGGGGGCCAUGUACCCCAACAUCAUCCUGACCAACAGGUUGCAGCCCUCAGCCAUGGUGGAUGAGGCCACUUGUGCUGCCUGUGACUUCAACAAGCCAGGAGCCAACUGCCAGCGCCGGAUGACUUGGCAGUGGAGAGGAGAGUUCAUGCCUGCCAGCCGCAGCGAGUUCCACCGCAUCCAGCAGCAGCUGGAGACAGAGAAGUUCCCUGCGCUGUGCCCCGAGGGCGCGCCCCGCGCCUUCCACCAGCUGGCCCGCGAGGAGCAGGCCAAGUACGAGAAGAAGAGGCUGGCAGAUUACUGCCGCAAGGCCUACAAGAAGAUCCACGUCACCAAGGUGGAGGAGAGGCUCACCACCGUCUGCCAGCGCGAGAACUCCUUCUACGUGGACACCGUGCGCGCCUUCCGCGACCGCCGCUACGAGUUCAAGGGGCUGCACAAGGUGUGGAAGAAGAAGCUGGCGGCGGCGGCGGAGCGCGGGGACGCGGCGGAGGUGAGGCGCUGCCGCAACAUGGAGGUGCUGUACGAGUCCCUGCAGCUGGCGCACAAGUGCAUCCUCAACUCCUUCUACGGCUACGUCAUGCGCAAGGGGGCUCGCUGGUACUCCAUGGAGAUGGCUGGCAUCGUGUGCUUCACCGGGGCAAACAUCAUCACCCAGGCCAGGGAGCUGAUAGAGCAGAUUGGGAGACCCCUGGAGCUGGAUACCGAUGGGAUUUGGUGUGUCCUACCCAACAGCUUCCCGGAGAACUUUGUCAUCAAGUCAACCAAUGCCAAGAAGCCAAAGGUGACCAUCUCCUACCCAGGUGCCAUGCUGAACAUCCUGGUGAAGGAAGGCUUCACCAACGACCAGUACCAGGAGCUGCAGGACCCAGCCUCGCUCACCUACACCACGCGCUCCGAGAACAGCAUCUUCUUCGAGGUGGAUGGACCCUACCUGGCCAUGAUCCUCCCAGCCUCCAAGGAGGAGGGCAAGAAGCUGAAGAAGAGGUACGCUGUGUUCAACGAGGAUGGGUCCCUGGCCGAGCUGAAGGGCUUCGAGGUGAAGCGCCGCGGGGAGCUGCAGCUGGUGAAGAUCUUCCAGUCCUCGGUGUUCGAAGCCUUCCUGAAGGGCAGCACCCUGGAGGAGGUCUAUGCCUCCGUGGCCAAGGUGGCUGACUACUGGCUGGAUGUGCUCUACAGCAAGGCUGCCAACAUGCCUGACUCGGAGCUCUUCGAGCUCAUCUCGGAGAACCGCUCCAUGUCUCGCAAGCUGGAGGACUAUGGGGAGCAGAAGUCCACCUCCAUCAGCACAGCCAAGCGCCUGGCAGAGUUCCUGGGGGACCAGAUGGUGAAGGAUGCAGGGCUGAGCUGCAGGUUCAUCAUUUCCAAGAAGCCAGAAGGGUCUCCUGUCACCGAGAGGGCCAUCCCCCUGGCCAUCUUCCAGGCCGAGCCCGGCGUGCGCAGGCACUACCUGCGGAAGUGGCUCAAGAGUCCCUCGCUGCAGGACUUCAGCAUCCGCGCGAUCCUGGACUGGGACUACUACAUCGAGAGGCUGGGCAGCACCAUCCAGAAGAUCAUCACCAUUCCUGCAGCCCUGCAGCAGGUGAAGAACCCGGUGCCGCGGGUGCGUCACCCGGACUGGCUGCACAAGAAGCUGCUGGAGAAGAGCGAUGUCUGCAAGCAGAAGAAGAUCAGCGAGCUCUUCGCCUCCGAGGGCAAGAGGCAGGUCUUUGCCAACCAAGCGGCCCAGGGGACGGCCGGCUCGCAGCUGGGCGACAUGGAGGACUUCGGGGCCGCCAAGAGCCUGCAGCCGCCGGUGCCCAUCGCCAGCAAGCGGAAGAGAGUCCCCGUGGCAGAGGAGAGCCAGGAGGCGUCCCAGGACCUGGAGCUGUCCCAGUCCUGGAGAGAGAUCCUGGGCUCACCUCCACCCCUGGGCACCACCAAGGAGGAGAGGCUGCUCUGGCUGCGCUUCCACCAGAAGAAGUGGGAGCUGCAGGCCCGGCAGCGGCAGGAGCGGCGCAAGCGGCGGCGGCUGGAGGCGGCCGGCAGGGGAGAGGUCCGGGAGGCCCUCUCCAAAGGGCUGGGCAGCUACCUGCGCAGGACAGCACGCAGCAUCCUGGACCUGCCCUGGCAGAUCGUGCAGAUAGCUGAGACCAGCCAGCCCGGGCUGUUCCGGCUGUGGGCGCUGAUCGGCAGCGACCUGCACUGCAUCAGGCUCCGCAUCCCUCGCGUCUUCUACGUCAACCAGCGCGUCCCCAAGCCGGAGGAGGGGGCAGCCUACAGGAGGGUGAACAGGAUCCUGCCUCGCUCCAACCUGGUUUACAACCUCUAUGAAUACUCUGUCCCCGAGGACCUCUACCAGGAGCACAUCAACGAAAUCAACGCAGACCUCUCUGCCCCAGACAUCGAGGGGGUCUAUGAGACACAGGUGCCGCCGCUGCUGCGUGCGCUGAUCCAGCUGGGCUGCGUGUGCAUGGUCAGCAGGCAGCUGCUCAGGCACCUGGCAGGGAGAGAGGCUGAGACCUUCGACAUCGAGCAGCUGGAGAUGCGCUCGCUGGCACAGUUCCCCUACCUGGAGCCAGGAAGCAUUCGCCACAUCUACCUCUACCACAGCUGCCAGGGCAGCAGGGCUCUCCUGGGCCUCUUCAUCCCCUCGCAGCGCAAAGCCUCUGUCUUUGUGCUGGACAAGGUCCGCAGCAACCAGAUGCCGAGCCUGAGCGCGCUCUUCUCGGCGGAGCGCGGCGCGCUGCUGCGCAGGGUGGGCGAGGAGCUGCUGCCCCCCGACAAGCACAGCUUCGAGGUGCGCGCAGAGACCGACCCCAAGACCGUCUGCAGAGCCAUCCAGCGCCUGCUGCUGGCCUACAAGGACGAGCGCCGGGGCCCCACGCUGGUGGCCGUGCAGUCCAGCUGGGACCUGAGGCGGCUGGCCAGCAGCAUCCCCAUCCUCGAGGAGUUCCCCCUGGUGCCCAUCCGCCUGGGGGACGACAUCAGCUACUCGGUGCUGGACUGGCAGCGCCACGCCGCGCGCCGCAUGAUCCGCCACUACCUCAACCUGGACACCUGCCUCUCCCAGGCCUUCGAGAUGAGCAGGUACUACCACAUCCCCGUGGGGAACCUCCCCGAGGACAUCUCCACCUUCGGCUCGGACCUGUUCUUCGCGCGCCACCUGCGGCGCCACAACCACCUGCUGUGGCUGUCGCCCACGGCCCGCCCGGACCUGGGGGGCAAGGAGGCUGAUGACAACCGCCUGGUCAUGGAGUUUGAUGAGAGAGCCUCGGUGGAGAUCAACAACCCUGGCUGCUACUCCACAGUGUGUCUGGAGCUGGACAUCCAGAGCCUGGCUGUGAACACAGUGCUGCAGUCCCACCACAUAAACGACAUGGAAGGAGGCUCCAGCAUGAGCAUCAGCUUCGAUGUGAUCCAGCAGGCGUCGCUGGAGGACAUGGUGACCGGGAACCAGGCUGCCCACCUCCCGGCCAGCUACGACGAGGCAGCCCUCUGCUCCAACACCUUCAGGAUCCUGAAGAGCAUGGUGGUGAGCUGGGUGAAGGAGAUCACGCAGUACCACAAUGUCUAUGCAGACAACCAGGUCAUCCACUUCUACCGCUGGCUGCGCUCGCCCUGCUCCCUGCUCUACGACCCCGCGCUGCACCGCACGCUCCACAACAUGAUGAAGAAGCUUUUCCUGCAGCUGGUGGCCGAGUUCCGGCGCCUGGGCUCCUCGGUGGUUUAUGCCAACUUCAACCGCGUGGUGCUGUGCACCAGGAAGCGGCGCAUCGAGGACGCCCUCAGCUACAUGGAGUACAUCAUCCACAGCAUCCACUCCAAGGAGAUCUUCCACUCUCUGACCAUCUCCUUCUCCCGCUGCUGGGAGUUCCUGCUCUGGAUGGAUCCAGCCAACUAUGGAGGCAUCAAGGGGAGAAUGGAUUCUCGUGUGCACUACGGGGAGGACACCAGCAAGAGGCAAGUGUUGGAGGAGGAGAAGGAGGAUAGUGAACAAGAGGAGGAGGAGGUGGCAGCAGGGGAAGAAGAGGAGGAGGAAGGAGAGACAAACGUGGAGGAGCUGCUGGAGAACAACUGGAACAUCAUGCAGUUCCUGCCCCAGGCUGCCUCCUGCCAGAGCUACUUCCUGAUGAUCGUGUCAGCCUACAUCGUGGCCGUGUACCACAGCAUGAAGGAGGAGCUGCGGCGCAGCGCCCCCGGGAGCACCCCAGUGAAGAGGAGGACCAGCAGCCAGGUGUCCCAGGAGCUGCUGAGGGAGACAGGGGCCAUGCCUGGCAUGAUCGCCUUCUCUCAGGACUACGUGGCCAACGAGCUCACCCAGAGCUUCUUCACCAUCACCCAGAAGAUCCAGAAGAAGGUGACUGGUUCCCACAGUGCCAGUGAGCCCUCAGACCUCUUCCCAGUGCUGCCUGGCUCCUACUUGCCACUCAACAACCCGGCUCUGGAGUUCAUCAAAUGUGUCUGCAAGGUGCUCUCCUUGGAUGCCAACGUGACCAACCAGGUGGGCAAGCUGCGCCGGGACCUGCUGCGCCUCAUCGAGGUGGGAGAGUUCUCCGAGGCGGCGCAGUUCCGGGACCCCUGCCGCUCCUACCUGCUGCCAGAGGUCAUCUGCAGCAGCUGCAACUUCUGCAGGGACCUCGACCUCUGCAAGGACCCUGCUGCCAUCCCCCAGGAUGGGUCAGUGCCACCCAGCUGGGUCUGCCCCAACUGCCAGGCUCUGUAUGACACCGCUGCCAUCGAAGCCGCGCUGGUGGAAGCCCUGCAGAAGAAGCUGAUGGCCUUUGUGCUGCAGGACCUGGUGUGCCAGAAGUGCCAUGGUGUGAAGGAGACUCACAUGCCUGUGUACUGCAGCUGUGCUGGAGACUUUGCCCUCACCAUCUCCUGCCAGACCUUCAGGGACCACAUCAGCGUCUUCCAGAGCAUUGCCCAGCACUAUGGCAUGGCCUUCCUGCUGGAAACCAUCAAGUGGCUGCUGUGCACCAGCCCCCAGCUCCAGCAGUGAGCUGCUGGCCUGCUCCUUCUGCCUGUGUGCUGCUGCUGGGGGCACUGGCUCCAUGGAGAGCAGUUGUGGACCCCCCUCGGCCAUCUGCUGGACCCCUAGAGAAGCUGAAACCCCCUCCUGCAGCAAGGGAGGGAAGGCAGGAGCCAUGCCAGGGACUGGGCUGUCCUGCCCAGCUG
Messenger RNA from Dryobates pubescens (Downy woodpecker), 7028 nucleotides. It is a transcript of the gene POLE, whose product is annotated as DNA polymerase epsilon, catalytic subunit. NCBI's taxonomy places the organism in Eukaryota, Metazoa, Chordata, Aves, Piciformes, Picidae. Gene Ontology annotation, molecular function: single-stranded DNA 3'-5' DNA exonuclease activity; zinc ion binding; DNA binding. Gene Ontology annotation, cellular component: epsilon DNA polymerase complex; nucleus. The transcript is spliced from 49 exons. The record is from RefSeq and is a predicted model, not a curated record. Bases 1 to 6852 code for a protein of 2283 amino acids. Gene Ontology annotation, biological process: leading strand elongation; nucleotide-excision repair, DNA gap filling; DNA replication.